CAGUCGGCCUGCUUAGCUGCUGAGUGUGCAAGGCUGCUGGGUAAAUGGCGUGGCCCAGACCCUAUAAAAACACCAGCGAGGGUCUCUACCCCGUCAUUGAUUUUACUGGAUCUGUCCCACUUGAGUACCAUCUAGAGUAACCUUGAAGGGCGCAGAAGCAGCAGCCAUGAACACACAACAGAUGGAGCAGAUGGGCCAGUUCAAGAUUACUGUCUGGGAGGAGGAGAACUUCCAGGGGAAACGUUGUGAGUUCAUGCUGGAGUGCCAGAACAUCAUGGAGAGGGGCUUCAACAAGAUCCGCUCCAUUAAGGUUGAGAACGGGCCCUGGGUGGGGUAUGAGUACCCAGAAUUUCAGGGGCAGCAGUUUAUUCUGGAGAAGGGAGACUAUCCCCGUUACGAGGCCUGGAGCGGGAACAGCAGCUACAGGACCGAGCACAUUCUGUCCUUCAGACCCAUCAAGUGUGCCAACCACAGCGACAGCAAAGUGACUCUGUACGAGUGUGAGGACUUCCAGGGCCGUAAGUUUGAGAUGUGUGACGACUACCCCUCCCUACAGGCCAUGGGCUGGAGCACCAAGGAGGUCCCUUCUAUUAAAGUCAACUCCGGAGCCUGGGUUGCCUACCAGUUCCCCGGUUACCGAGGCUACCAGUACAUUCUGGAGAGAGACAGACACCAAGGCGAGUACAGGAACUACAACGAGUACAGCACUCAGGCUCACACCAACCAGGUGCAGUCCAUUCGUAGGAUCCAGCACUAAGCCUGACUCAACCCUGAAAAACUGACCCCUUUCCUCAUCUCCGACCCGGACUAAACACCAGCACAGAAGUGUAGAUGAACUCAAGUCUUUCUAUCGCGCUGUGAUGCACGUAUGGAUAUCUGAGUGUACUUCUUUUACCGUGCUGAAGCCUGUUUAAGGAAUUAGGAAAUAAAAGAUUUUCUUCAACACUAAA
Nerophis ophidion (straightnose pipefish) is the source of this 950-nucleotide messenger RNA. RefSeq names its product crystallin, beta A2b (gene cryba2b). The transcript has 5 exons. NCBI's taxonomy places the organism in Eukaryota, Metazoa, Chordata, Actinopteri, Syngnathiformes, Syngnathidae. Gene Ontology annotation, biological process: lens development in camera-type eye; visual perception. Bases 167 to 757 code for a protein of 196 amino acids. Gene Ontology annotation, molecular function: structural constituent of eye lens. The record is from RefSeq and is a predicted model, not a curated record.